Molecule: messenger RNA, 1148 nt
Organism: Zeugodacus cucurbitae (melon fly)
Lineage: Eukaryota; Metazoa; Arthropoda; Insecta; Diptera; Tephritidae
Exons: 1
Coding region: 251-1018 (255 amino acids)
Source: RefSeq, a predicted model, not a curated record
UGUUUUUGCAACAUAACCCUUUAAAAACAUUUUUCUAAAAAAAUUGGAUUUUAAUAACAAUAACAAUAAUGUGCUACAACAUUUGUUUAUGUUGAAUUUACCUACUCCACUUACUGGUAUAUUUAGCAAAUAUAGAGGAGCUUCCAUACAUAUGUACAUAUAUUAUGACCCCGGUUUUGAACAAGGGCCCAUUAAAAUAUUUCAUUUCAAUCAUGAAUAAAACUAGAGUCUCUCUGUCAUAUACGUUCAUAUGUAUGUACAUUCAUUUAUGUAUUGGCAUAUUUAUUUAUUUAAAAAUUAUCGAAAUAAAAUUUUAAAAUUGCGUAGAUUUUAUUAUCAAUUAUCUUUUGAGUUGAAAAUAAAUAAAAUUGAAAUGUCUGCUGGACAAACGCCCACUACUACGGCACCAGCUCCAUCAACGGCAGCAGCUCCACCUGCAACCUCUGCAAAUCGGACACCGGCAACGACCCCUGCAAAUCGGACACCAGCAACAACCCCUGGAAAUCGGUCACCAGCAAAUGCACCUAACAUAAAUCUACCCACUUCUAUGCAACCAGGACCAGUACCAGCACCAGUACCCACAGUUACCCCGCCUAGCGUAAACGUAAAUGAAUUAAUAACAAUUACCGAAGUUGCUACCUACGAUAAUCUCUUGAAAGACGUUGGAAAUAAAUUUCUAUUGCUUGAGUUUUAUGCGCCCUGGUGUGGCGCUUGUAUGUUAAUCAAUAGUAAACUCAUCGAACUUGCCACAACAUAUAGUGGAAAAUUGAUCAUAGCGAAGGUUAACAUAGACGAAUGCGAACAAGUGGCUAUAGAUAACAAUGUCAGUAUGAUGCCUUCAUUUAUAUUGUUAAAGGACAGUCAAGUAUUGGAAAAUUUUGCUGGAAGCAAUGAAGCGAAGUUAAUGAGCGUUAUACAAAAGCAUUUAGGAGACCCAUCAAAUGGCGAUAAUGGCACAACAACAGCUGGUUCAUCACAACCAAGGAUAACACAUACAGCACAAAGUACGCCAACAUAAACGUAGGGGCAUAAUUUUGUUUAAAUCGUCGUUGAUAAUAAUAAUGUUGUACAUUUCAUGUAAUUCAAAUUUUCUUUGACCAAACUACACUUUGCUGAAAGAAAAUAAAAAUUGCUCUUUCAAUUCUCAA